Molecule: messenger RNA, 1248 nt
Organism: Schizosaccharomyces osmophilus
Lineage: Eukaryota; Fungi; Ascomycota; Schizosaccharomycetes; Schizosaccharomycetales; Schizosaccharomycetaceae
Gene: spf1
Product: Set1C PHD finger subunit Spf1
Exons: 1
Coding region: 1-1248 (415 amino acids)
Biological process (GO): positive regulation of DNA-templated transcription
Cellular component (GO): Set1C/COMPASS complex
Source: RefSeq, a predicted model, not a curated record
AUGGAGUUUUCUAACGAUGUGAAUCAAAAUUCGAUGAAUAUUGAUGAAUUUGAGAAUGUCAAAGAAGAGGAAUCUACAUUACCAAUAGCAACUCAUCAAAAUUCACAGGAGGAUGGCAAACUACAUAUCGAGGAUGGUUUAACGCCAGAGCCUUCAAAAGUAAAGCAAGAGGAACCCAAAAGUCCUGAAUCAUCAAGCACUGAAACAGACACAGAAUUACAAAGAUUAGGGUCAACAAUUUCAAAGAAACCAGCAGGUACCGUAACUCGUAAAGGACCGCGAAGGACAAAACCAGGGUCCUCUCUAAACGCGGAUUUUGAAGGUCCUGCUUACUGCCUGUGUAAAGGUCCCGAUGAUGGUAGAUGGAUGUUGGGAUGUGAUGGUUGUGAAGAUUGGUUUCAUGGAGAAUGCGUCAACAUUCCAGAGUCUUACGAUGAACUGACAGUUCAAUAUUUUUGUCCCAGUUGCAUGGCUAGUGGACGUGGUGUUACUGCAUGGAAAAGGAAGUGCAGACUUCGGGAAUGCUCAAAGCCCGCUGAAGUUUCAUCAAAGUAUUGUUGUCAUGAACACGGUGUCCUAUUCAUGCAAUCUAAACUUAAAAACACGACGAUUGAUCCUUCCUCCUUAAAGACAUUGACUAUGGUUGCUGAUAAUUUUGAAGAAUUCCGUAACGUUGGCAACCAGGCCCCUUCUUUACCAGAGACAAUUCUACCAGAAAACGUCUAUGCGUUUGAACGAAGUGAUUUAGAAAGCAUCAAACGCAAUUUAGUGUUGCUAAACGAAAAAAUCCGUUUUACACAAGAAAAAAAGCAUUUCCUUCAGCUUAUAAAGGAUGCUUCACGAAUUCUCGUCCAAGAAUUCAAAGAAAAAGAAGGAUUUAAAAAGGACGUUUGUGGAUUUGACGAUCGUCUUUUAAUAAAUGAUAAGGAUUUAAAAGAUUUAUGGCAUUCCAUAUCCUCGGAAGUUCCUAUUACAGAAGUUAAGCAACUACAAUCUACCUCUGAUUGCGUUUGCUUUCAGGAAAAGCGAAGGUGCUUAAAACAUGGGAAUUGGCAAAUUAUAUUCUCAGAGGACAUAAACCAAGAGGAGAAGGACUUAUUGCAUAAGAUAAAGCAAAUGGAGACUGCAAAACAACGUGUAAUCGAUCAUCAAAGGGAAAGAGCAAUAUUGGAUGUUGAACAUGAAGGCCAUCCAGAAUUUCAUCGUUUUCAGAUAUCAGCGGACAAAAUGGUAGAACUUUUGCGAUGA